Sitodiplosis mosellana (orange wheat blossom midge) is the source of this 795-nucleotide messenger RNA. RefSeq lists its product as uncharacterized. NCBI's taxonomy places the organism in Eukaryota, Metazoa, Arthropoda, Insecta, Diptera, Cecidomyiidae. The transcript has 6 exons. Bases 93 to 716 code for a protein of 207 amino acids. The record is from RefSeq and is a predicted model, not a curated record.
CUCUCUAUAAAAAAGCUGUGCCAAAAUUCGGUUCGAUUAAAUUGAAAAUCAUCGUUGAAACAGACAGUUCGUCAAAGAGAAUAGUUUUCAAAAUGAAAUCGUUCGUCGCUUUCUCCGUCUUGUGCGCAAUCAUUGCUGGGGCCAACGCCGCUCUUUACCUUGUUGAAAUUCCUGAUCAUCAUCGUGUAGUUCGUUCUCCACAAUUCGGUGGUGGCCCAGGAUUCGGAGGACCAGGAUUCGGUGGUGGCCCAGGUUUCGGAGGACCAGGUUUUGGUGGUGGUGGUUUCGGACAAUCAACCAGCCAAUCCAACGCAAAUGCCCAAUCAUCAUCAUCUAACCAAGGAGGUUUAGGAGGUUACGGUCCAUAUGGUGGCGGCCUUGGUAGCUCAGGUUCAUCGUCAAAUGCCGCUUCAUCAGCUAACACUCAAACAUCGAACUUAGGUGGAGGUCUCAGCGGACAACAAUCAACAUCUGGAGCUUCAGCAAACGCUGGAUCAUCAACAUCAAGCCAAAACCUAGGAGGAUUAGGUUACGGUGGAUACGGUGGACAAAGUGGUUUUGGAGGUCCAGGUGGUUUUGGAGGUCCAGGUGGUUUUGGAGGUCCAAGUAGUUUUGGAGGUCCAGGUGGUUAUGGCGGACAACAAUUUGGAGGAUCACAAUCUAACGCAAAUGCCGCCAGCCAAACUGGAACAGGCCAAUCGGGAUUCGGACGUUAAGUCGCAAUAGAAAAAAAUCACUCUUCAAAAUGUGAAACAAAACACUAGGAAAAAAAUAAAAAAAAAUAUUUAAAAUGUA